AUGCGGUCUUCGUUUCCUCUCCUUGCAUCACUCCUCUCCGCCGCCGUUCUAGCGGAAGCCGCAGUCCACAAGACCAAAGUCGUCAUCCUCGGUGCUGGCCUUACCGGCGUGACUGCCGCCAAAGCUCUUGCCCUCGAACGCAAUAUCACCGACUUCAUCAUCGUCGAGGCCCUCCCCGAGGUAGGCGGCCGACUGAAGCCUGCAUCUAUCGGUGGCUACCCCAUCGAGAUCGGUGCCAAUUGGGUCCAAGGCCUCGGGACGAACCCUAUCUGGGCCCUCGCACAAAAGUACAAUGUGACCAAUGUGUACAGCGAUUGGGAAAACAUCGACUACUUUGACGGCCGCGGCUACGACUUCGACGGCAAGCUGGAAGAGGCCUUCGCCCGAUAUGAAGAACACGCCCUGGUCAACGCGACCAAGAUCUCAGACCUUCGCCAGGAGCGCGGGCAGGCCGAUCUCAACUUCCGUGCCGGCUUGAACUUGGCGGGAUGGGUCGCACAGACGCCGUACGAGAAGACGGCGGAGUACUUCGAGUUUGAUUGGGAGUACGCCGAGCCGCCGGUGCAGUCGAGCUUCAUCCAGAACAUCAACAGCUUCAUCUACAACUUCGACGGCUUCGGGAACGACUCCAAUAACUUCGUCUUCGACAAGCGUGGGUUCCGCAUGAUUGCACAAGGCCAAGCGGACGAGAUCCCCAAUUUCGCGGAGAAGAUCCUGUACAACGAGACGGUGACCACCAUUGCGUACAGCAAAGACGGUGUAAUUGUCACAACAGCGGACAAUACGACCAUCGAAGCAGAGUUCGCGCUGUGCACGUUCAGCAUUGGCGUGCUGCAGAAUACGGAUGUGACGUUCGAUCCUGAGCUGCCUGAUUGGAAGAAGGAUGCCAUUGCGAACUUCCACAUGGCCACGUACAUGAAGAUCUUCAUGCAAUUUCCCUCCAAGUUCUGGAACGACACCGAGUUCUCCGUCUACGCCGACCCCGACGAACGCGGCUACUACGCCGUCUGGCAAUCCCUCGACGUCGCAAAGUUCUACCCGGGCUCCCACCUCUUCAUGGUCACCCUCACCUCGGCGCAAGCCUACCAAGCCGAGCUGCAAACCGAGCAAGAAGUCGUCGACGCCUGCAUGACUGUCCUGCGCACCAUGUAUGGCUCUGGUAUCCCCUCGCCCAUCGAAAUCGUCAUCCCGCGCUGGACGCUCGACCCGCUCUUCCGCGGUACCUUCACCAACUGGGGCGCCGGCGCGACGGUGGAGCAGCAGAACGCGAUCCGCGCGCCGCUGCCGGACCCGGAUAUGCCAAGUCCGGAAAGCCAGAGGCUCUUUUUUGCGGGUGAGGGGACGAGUAGGAAGUAUUUUGGGUACUUGCAGGGGGCGUAUUUCGAGGGGCGGUUGGCGAGUGCGGUGAUUGCGGAUUGUGUGGAGAAUGGCUGCUUGACGAGUGAGAAAACGGCGUAUUCAAAGCGAGAGAUUCUGGGCGAGAGGGAGGAAGCGGAGAAGAGGACGUAUGUGGGUGGCGGGUUGAGGGGCAGGCGGUUUGCGUAG
Mytilinidion resinicola is the source of this 1545-nucleotide messenger RNA. Its product is annotated as amine oxidase. The transcript has 2 exons. Lineage: Eukaryota; Fungi; Ascomycota; Dothideomycetes; Mytilinidiales; Mytilinidiaceae. The record is from RefSeq and is a predicted model, not a curated record. The coding region runs from base 1 to 1545 and encodes 514 amino acids. Gene Ontology annotation, molecular function: oxidoreductase activity.